GAGGAUGCAACGGGGCUUACAGUAAAUGGAGACAUUGAUGUCCACUCAGUUGUUGUUGCCUCUCUGCCAACAUCACAUCCCAGCUUUGCUCCCCAAAGGCAUCUCGAGUUGUCAAAGAGAUGGAAGGCACCUUUGGUUCCCGAUGGGCCUGUGGAGCUUUUUAUCGGUAUUCUUUCCGCAGGCAAUCAUUUCGGAGAACGGAUGGCUGUGAGGAAGUCGUGGAUGCAGCAUGUUCUUAUCACAUCUUCGAAAGUUGUUGCUCGUUUCUUUGUGGCACUCCAUGGGAGGAAAGAAGUGAAUGUGGAACUGAAGAAAGAAGCAGAGUACUUUGGGGACAUUGUGCUUGUUCCUUACAUGGAUAGCUAUGAUCUUGUUGUGCUGAAAACUGUUGCAAUAUGUGAACACGGAGCUUUUGCAUUCUCUGCAAAGUACAUAAUGAAGUGUGAUGAUGAUACGUUUGUAAAACUCGGCGCAGUGAUCAACGAAGUGAAGAAAGUACCCGAAGGUAGAAGCUUGUACAUUGGUAACAUGAAUUAUUACCACAAGCCUCUCCGUGGGGGUAAAUGGGCAGUCACUUACGAGGAAUGGCCAGAGGAGGACUAUCCGCCCUAUGCAAAUGGACCUGGAUAUGUUCUAUCUUCUGACAUUGCACGCUUCAUCGUGGGAGAGUUUGAGAGACACAGAUUACGGCUGUUCAAGAUGGAGGAUGUAAGUGUGGGAAUGUGGGUGGAGCAUUUCAAAAACACAUCAAACCCAGUGGACUAUAGGCACAGUCUGAGAUUUUGUCAGUUUGGUUGUGUUGAGAACUACUACACAGCUCAUUACCAGUCGCCAAGACAGAUGAUAUGCUUAUGGGACAAGCUCUUAAGACAGAACAAGCCAGAGUGUUGUAACAUGAGAUGAUUGAUUAUCGAGGGAAACAGCCAUGUGUGUUUUUGAGAUAUAAUAUGCUUUCAAGCGUGCGUUGAAAGACUAAUGCCGAUUAAGGAAACCAAUUUUGCAAAGCUCACACAUAGAGAGACUCUGGAGUUUUGGUCUGCAAUCUUCAAGCCAUCUAAAUCUGUAGAACAAACGGAGAGAAGAGUAAACAAAGACGCAUAUAUAGUCUAGUCAUACAUUCACUUUGUUUGUGAAUCAAUUUGAUUUAUUUUCAUUUGUAUAAAACCUAUUUCUUAAAUCUAAUUGAAAUUUUGUUCUUUUUUA
Raphanus sativus (radish) is the source of this 1203-nucleotide messenger RNA. RefSeq names its product hydroxyproline O-galactosyltransferase GALT5. Gene Ontology annotation, molecular function: galactosyltransferase activity. Gene Ontology annotation, cellular component: Golgi membrane. NCBI's taxonomy places the organism in Eukaryota, Viridiplantae, Streptophyta, Magnoliopsida, Brassicales, Brassicaceae. The annotation marks the transcript as partial. The record is from RefSeq and is a predicted model, not a curated record. The transcript has 5 exons.